Molecule: messenger RNA, 435 nt
Organism: Ogataea philodendri
Lineage: Eukaryota; Fungi; Ascomycota; Pichiomycetes; Pichiales; Pichiaceae
Exons: 1
Coding region: 1-435 (144 amino acids)
Source: RefSeq, a predicted model, not a curated record
AUGGCAAACGCGUCCUCCGACAUCGUCAACAUGAAGUCCUGUAAGUUGUACAUGGUUUCAAGAGCUUUUUCCUUGAGUCUCGAGAAUUCUUCCAGACUCAGAAGCCGGUCGCCAAGAGAAACAUACGUCUGGAUCUUGAUCUUGGCCACACGCACCUCGUCGUGCUUGUCCUGGAUCUCCUUAGUUGUCGUUUCUUUUGGAACAGCCUCCAGCCACUCCAGCAGUUCCGACACCAGCUCCUUGGCGUUCUUAACCAUCGAGGGUGGACCGUUGGCCACCACCUCGUCGUUUUCCACGUACGCACGGAGAUCGUACAAAGAGGCCUCCAGAGUGUUGAUCAGCUCCUCGCGUUGCAGCUUCUGUUUAUCUUUGUUGGUCAGCGACUUCAGUUUCAAGGCAGACUGGUAUUUGGAAGCUGCUCCCAGGGGCUUGUAG